GAGCCAUUCGUCAACCGCAGGGGCGGGGGAAUGGCCUCUGGCCCGGCCCGCGUCCCCUCCGCUCCCCUCGGGGGAAGCAGGCCGCGUCCCCGGCCGGCCCAGGCCGCGUCCCCAGCCCCGCUCUCCGGGGGUGUCCGCAGCCGCUGCGGGGGGUGGCGGGGUCCCCGGGGGCAGUGCGGGCCCUCAGGGGACGGUGCAGGCGUGAGGGCUUCUCUUCAAGCUCUCCCCGGACUUAAGAGAGGGGGGAGCUGCUUCCCGAGGUAGGCCCAAGGUCCCCUUGCCCCCCGGCGAGGCCGCAGCUCCCCCGUCCCCCAGCCCUGCCCUGCCCUGCUGGGAUCCCCCUCGGUGGCCCGUCGGGGACAGGGGAAACCUGGAGCAGGCUCUGGAGAGGUUCGGUUGGGCUGGUUGAAGACCCCCGGUGUAGGUGCCUUACGAGUCUUAACGUUAUUUUCGGUUAAAACCUGACGCCUUCCUUCUGUAGCAAUGCGCAUAAGGGGCGUGCUGUAAUGGAGUCAUCUGACAAAUCGCUCCUCCGCUCCCUAAAGGAGCUUCCCUCAGGAUCUGACUAACUCUGGAUGCACCCGGUCGUCAUCUUAAAUUUCUCCUUCAGGUUGUUUAAAAACAGCCCAGUGGGGUGACGGUUUUGGUUUUUUUUUUUGUUCCUUAAGAACAGGAUCUCGGAGGUUUCUGUUUUCUGCCGUUGGUGUUUGUAGUGAAAAUGCAAAAGUGGUUUUUACUGUUGCAGGGAUCAGUACGUGGAGCCUACAGAUUGUCCCCAGAGCACCCUCUGGGGUGCACACAGAGGUUGAGCUUUCAAAAGACAACACUGUGUUAUUCGGUUGUAAAAAAGGAAGUCUCGUGGGGAUAGGGGACUUUGAAAUGAUACCAGAAUCUGGAUACACGUUCAGCUGUUCAGACUGAGCAAACAGGUUGAAUUUGUGGCUGGAUAGCCAGAGGUUUCAGGAAGAAAACUAGAGAAAACUUCCUCUUGCCUUUGACUUCUCAUCUAAAAUGGCACCCUGCCAAAUGGCUCCUUCCAGGGGAAAGCCACCCUUCUGGAGAUUUAAGCAAGCAUUGCAGUGAGGAAGGUAUAUUCUCAUAGCAAAUUGCUGUCAGACUCCAGUGCUGAGUUCAGAAAGGGAAUUAAUGCCUUUUAUUUCAGUAGGCUUGUCGUUCCAUUAGUGUGGAAUUGGUUCUCAGAGCCUGUUAGGACAUCAAGGAGGAAAAGGACAGAGAAUGAUAAAGCCACUCUCUAAAAACACAGGAAAGAAGGGGUUAUGCAUUAAGGGAAAGCCACUACGUUAAAAAUUGGUGCUACCUAAACAUUUAUUAAGGAUUUGGGACAGGCAGGUGCCACUACACCUGUGUGUGCUCAGCCAUGCCUUUUGGAGCUUCCUUACUGAACAUGUUAAGGCACAGGCUGGUGCCUGGAAGAAGAGCAAGGACUUCCAUUGUAUGGAACUUGGGAUCUGUGGUUCACCUGGAGUGCCAUAUCUAGAAUAAAAAAAAAUGAAAAUCAGCUGUGACAAGCCCAGGGCUCAGCUGGGGACACUGAGUCUUUGGUGACAGCUCCAAGCAGAGUGUUGUGAAUGUUGGGCCGUGGCUGACAGCUGGUGUCAGAGCUGUGAGGGAAGGUGAAUGUGCCUGUGACAUGGCUGGGUCACAUUCUUGGCAGUGGCAAUGUGGCAGAGCCAGAGGGCUGAUUUUUCAGCUGGAAGAGGAGAAGGAGAGGACUGCAAAUGGGCCCAGGGAAAAGAGAUUUGCCACGGAUGGGGGUUGUUCCAGUGCAGCCAUUGCAGCUGCAGCAAUAGCAGAUCUUGGAGAAGAUACAGGGAAUUUUUUUUGUGGAAGCAACACCAACAGAAGCCUUUGGAUACCAGGAAUUAGGACAAACAUGUCAGUGUUCUGGAACUUCUCAGUUGACCAUUGGUAAACCUGGCACUCCUUGGGCAGGGCAGGAAGUUGCCUUGGCACUUCCAUGUUGCAGCAGCUCUUGCGGACCACACGCCCCACACGCUGGGCCAGGACCUACAUCUGAUGGUGCUGCUGUUAACCUGAAUCUCAGGAAGGACUUCUGGAUUAUUCUGCUGUUCUGUGGGAAUAUUUGCCCCAUGAAAGUGGCCUACUGAGCUAUUUCUUUUCAGGGAGCAAGCUUGAAGCCAGCUGUGGUUUAACAUCUCCAGGCUUGGGUGUUCCUGUUCCAGCUUUGCCUACUGAACCAGUACUUGGUUGGACAUAAAUCUUAACCGUGGGACUCAGACUCUCAACUAUGUACUUGCUGUGAAGGAGCUCAGAUAUGAGAGUGCACAUAAACAGCUGAUAAAGAGAACUGGUAUAAGGUUGAUUGCUGAAACACCUUGUUUUUCGAUGAUACUAGAAGUUCCCACAGAUUGUGAGACAAGACCGUUUCCAUCUGUAAAGCAGAAACGUUUCUCGUGCCUUUGGAGGAAGCACAACACAAAAAUAUGCAUUUAACUGUUGAUAUGAGGACCCUGAACCCCGGACUACUUGACAGUGAUGGUCCAAGGAUCUCUUUGGAUACACUGCAGCAGCAGAAGUCCCCUUUUAGAAAACAAACAGCUGCCUCUCCCUGGCUUUGAUAAAACUUCUGCAGUAGGAAGUGUCCUACAAGAACCAAGUUACCAAACUGAUGUAUGGCUUUCCCUUAAUCCCUCACCCCUGGCUUUCCAGCUUCCAACAACACUGCCAAUGCUAGGUGCCAGCUGCCAUGUUUUACGUUUAUUUUUAAAUUAAUGAUUCAGGAAUUUGAGCACAGGAGCCCCAUGAACAAGCCAGGAAUUGCUCAAGAGAUUUGCUUACUCCUUCUGCUGAGGCCCAUCAAGUUCUUCUACGACUCCAGCUUUCAAGCCAUCUUCUAGGGGAUCACUUGAAGCAGGAAGUAGCUGCUCAGUGAACCUCUCCCUUUUAUAUGUUAAAGUGACUUUAAAACACUGCAAGAUGGAGCAGCUCCCUCCUGGGAGGGAGAAUGGGGCCAUUCUCAGCUCGUUCCAGUGAUCCCAGGUAUCUGAUGGGUGCAAGAUUCUUGGCCAGUGCUGCCAUCGGUCACAUCCUGCUGGCUCUGAAGAGCAUCAGGAAACGUUUUCAAACCAAAGGGUGUCAGCAUUGCUCUUGGCCUGGGAGAUGGGGCAAAUAAAAAGUCUUGAACCAGAUUUUCUGUGGAGUGGUGUGCUCAGAUCUGAAGGCUUUGUCUUGGCCACUUCUGAAGAAGCUUUAGGGGUUGCUUUGAAGAAUUCCUUCUCCUUUUGUCAAAAGAAAACACACAUCUGUACUGAAGCAGCUCUAAUCUGAUGAGUGCUUUGGUUCAGGUUUUUCUUUGCCAGUCACAAAAACACCAGGCCAGUCAGCCCUUAGAGAUUCAUUUCCGUUUCAUCUUAAGGAAAAAUGUCCAAAUUCAGGUCCUUGAAGUGGAAGUGUUGAGUUACUCCAGCUGGCCUGGGCAGCUGUGCCUGGUGGCUGUGGUAACUCAUGACUCUGGCUCUUGGAGAUCACCGUGGAAGGUGACCCUGACUCAGUGGCAGCCUUUGCUCUUGGGGCAGCAAUCUCAGAACAUUUCAGUCCCCGUUCAGACAGUAUUUAACGAUUAGAAUCGACCAAAAACAAAUGUAGAUUAGAAAUUAUGACUGUUCUGCUUUGAACAAGUUACCUUUAGAUUUUCCCACAGAGAAUGAGAUGUGUUAGCAAGAAGUUGUUCUGUGGUUCAGCCCCCACGGGGCACAGAACAGACCAGAGAGACUGUCCCGAGUGCUGUGCCACAGAGAAUGCACAUGGAGAGGGGCAGAUGCUUGUCAUGGUUUUCCUGGGGUGCAAAAAGCUUUUGUUCCCUUCUUGCCCUUUGUUACAGGGCAAAGGCAGGUCAGCAAGCUGGGAGUUCAGAGCAGGGAACAGGACAAGAAAGAAAAGCUUGUCAAAUAAACUGGACAGACUUGCCCUGUGCUAUUUUUCAUCCCUUAGCAAAGUUGAUGGCACUUGUUGGCAUGUUUCUCCUGACCUCUAGCUACUGCAUCUGUAAUUCUUGAUUUUUUUUUUUCCAAAGUAUUAAAAGUCUCUUAUAUUAGAGCUGUGGAGAGAAAACAAAAAUGUGUUUAAAAUUCUUACCAACUUCAUGAGAGACCUGCUGAGUGCACCAGAGUUACUCACUGUUAUUCAGGCAUUGGUUCUGUUGGAUUCUGUUUAGCACUCAGAUUGCUAUGUUUUUAAAAAAACAGGUUUAAAAAACCCAAAACAAAACAGGUUUUUACCAAGCAUUUUUGUGAAAAAAAGAAACAGAAACUUUUUAAUUACCUUUUUAAAAUGAAAGUACUUUUAUGGAGUUUAGAACUAUAAGGGGUUUUGGGGGGAGAGACUUGUUGGGUUGGGGUUUUUUGUUUGUUUGUUUUAAAGUUUUGCUUUUUUUCCCCCCUGUUCCUUAAACAAAAUCCACUGAAAUCCUGGAGAGCUCUUGGAGGCUGCUUAGAAAUAUGGAAGGCAACCAGCAAAACUUUGAGCUGCUUGGGCUUUCCAAAGAGCUAAACCUCAGAGGAUUCCUUUUUUCCCCCCAUGGUGGUGGAUAUAAUGUUGUUGGUGUCUCCCAGUUCCUAGGGGAAAGAAAUGCCACCUUCUAGACUGUGAAUUCCUUCUGCUUUGUAUUUGAGUGUCUCUGCCCAGCAAAGCAAAGGUCUUUAUUUGCCACCUGAUGAAGUGUUGGCUUGUGCAAGCUGAAGAAAUCAUGCCUGAAAUUUAAUUUCACUGUUAGUGGUGUUGGUGGCACAUUUGGAAAAACAUUUCUUGUCAAACUUCUACAUGAAGGAGCACCAGUGAUUUUUUUAGAAGUAGAUGCACAGGAAUCUGUAGGACACAAAGUCUGUUUUUGAAGGUGCUGAAGGCCAAAAGUGAAUAGUCUCAUGGACAGUGAAGAAGGGAAGGAAACCUUGCACUUAACUACUGUUUUUAUUCCCUUUGUCAAGCAGUCAAAAAAACAGUCACUAAUAUGAGAACCCAACUUUUCCUCUCUUUAUUUUAGAUUUGGGAAAAUUCCCUGCCAAAAAAAAAAUAUCCUGGAAAAUUCACUAGUGUUUGUGUGAGUAAAAGGUUCCAACCUUUUAUUAUUAAUUUGUAAGAACUCUUUCAUUCAGUUUUGUCCAAAAGAGUCAGAAGUAUUUUUUACACAGCAAUGUGCAGCAUUUUACUGAAGAGGGUCAGAAUCACUUUUAAUUUGAACUUUAUCUGGUCUGGUUGCAGGUUUUAUAGCAUUUAUUAUCUUUAAAAAAUAUUAAAAUAAAUCAAAGUCUCUGAUUUCACAUCCAAAAAAACUGCUUAAAUGUUUCAACUCUGGUGGCACCAAAAAAAGCUGUUGAAUUGGACCUUAAGCCAUCUUUUCAAACCUUCCAUGAUCAUGCAGGAAUGGAUAAUGAUGGAUACAUGGAUUAGGGAACAGCAUAUGAUGCCAAACUUGUAGUAUUGGAUGGAAAAAGAAAACAAAUUAUUUCCUCAAACCAAAGUAAUUCCAAACCCUUGGUCUCAUGCAGCCAUGCCACUUGCAAAGUGAGCAUUUCCCUGCCUCUCCAAGCUUGUUGCAUCCUUGAUCUGCUGUCCUGCUGUUAAUUGAUUGCAGCUCCACAUGUCUGAGCAGGGCUAAAAGCUCCUUCUCCAGAUGGAUCUCGUCCAACAUACACUGUGCACGCCUGGCUGUGUAGAUAUGUCUCCUGUAUGCAUGUCCAGAUGUCUGCAUAUUUGUGUGCUGGCCCCCAAAUCACUCAUCCUAUUACAAAGCAUCAGCCUUGAAGGCACAUUCAUCCAAACAUGAUGUAGAUCUUUCAUUUUUGCCAGUUUCCUCCAAAUGAGAGGCUUUUUAUGCAGUGGCAAAUAGCCCCAAAUUCUCAUAUAUAUAUUUUUAUUGUCACAGUUGCUGACUUUGUUGUCACUCUCUUGGUGUGUGUAUAAGCACACGUGUGUAUGUAUAUACAUAUUUGUGCUUUUAUACACACAAGUGUGUUUUUGCUGUACAGGUAAUAAAGAUGGGGGAAGGUUUUUGUGUUUUCUUAAUAGGUGAAGAAUUCUUGAAGACCAGAAAUUGCAACUUACUGAAUUUUAAAGUAAAAAAAAAAAAAACCCAAACAAACCAAAACACAUUAACAUUGUCCGGCUGUGGAAGAUGGAUCCUCAUUUUUGCAGCCACUUUGAAUCACAAGUUCAUCUUUAAAUACACUGGGUGUUUUUUUGUUUUUGGUUUUUAUUUUUGGUGGUGUUUUUUUGGUGGUGUUUUUUGGUUUUUUUGGUGGUGUUUUUAAAAUAUUUUUGAAGAGCUAACUAUCCCUGGCUGUCUCCAGUCUGACAGUAUUCCAAUGGACUUGCUUCCUCCAUUAGUUGUAAGAUGUUUAAAAAGCACAUCCCAUGUUUGAAUUGUGGAUGAGAGGUUCCCUUGGCAAUGGGAGGAGGAAAAUUCUUUCUACCCCUUUAUUAUUAAUUCACGGAUUCAGUGUUGGUUCGGCCUACAGGAGAAUUUAACUGGAAGUCUUGGAAGAUCAGUAUCUUUCCUGAAGUUGUCCAGGGUAACUUGUAAAUAGGAAGAUUUCACUGAUCAAGCCAGUAGAAGACUUUCAGUCCAAGAAAGAGUGAAGGCAGCUCUUGCCAAGACUGGAGGAAGUCCCUGUUGAGUGAGCCCUUAGAACCUGAGCUUGUUCUGAGGGUCUUUCCGUUAUGUCUAACCAAGGAGAUGACUGCUACUUCUAUUUCUAUUCCACUUGUAACAAGGGAGACAGCUGUUCCUUCCGCCACUGUGAAGCUGCUCUGGGGAAUGAAACAGUUUGUACCCUCUGGCAGGAGGGUCGCUGCUUCAGGAAUAUCUGCAGGUUCAGACACAUGGAGAUUGAUAAGAAACGCAGUGAGAUUCCCUGCUACUGGGAGAACCAGCCUGUAGGCUGCCAGAAAUCCAACUGUGCUUUUCAUCACACAAAAGGACGUUAUGUUGAUGGACUCUUCUUGCCACCAAGCAAAACCACGCUUCCCAGUCCACCUGAGUCUACAGAAGAUGAUGUGAAAAUGGCUCAGAUGUCACUGCAGCAAAACAAACUUUCUGUUCAGACAAAUCCCUCUCCACAGCUGAGGGGGGUGAUGAAAGUGGAAAACUCAGAAAAUGUCCCAAGUCCCACACAUCCUCCAGUGGUCAUCAAUGCUGCAGAUGAUGAUGAAGAUGAUGAUGACCAGCUUUCUGAAGAAGGAGAUGAAGCUAAAACACCUGUCCAGCAACCAGCACCAGAAGCACAUAAUGGAUUGAGGAUAAUUUCCACUAGGAAAUCCAAUGUUAACACAAAGCAAGAUGAUAAUUUAAAUUUUGGAAUAAAAACACUAGAAGAAAUCAAACUGAAGAAACUAAAGGAAAAAACAAAAAAACAAGGUGGUCCUUCAGGAGUUUCUUUUCAUCCACUCCAACCUCGGACUGUUCCUGUGCCAGAAAAGGAAAAUGUCCGGACAGUAGUGAGGACUGUGACUCUGUCUGCAAAACAAGGAGAGGAGCCCGUGAUUCAACUGGACCUUGCUGAGAGACUGGGAAAACGGAAACCCUCCGUAGCUGGUAAAAGUGUCCUUCCUCUGAGGCGCAACCUCGCUGAAAGGCUGGGGAAGAAGAUGGAGAUCUUGGAGAACGCUGACAAAGCACCCAAGAGAGUUCAAGUCCCCAGGUCUCUGAAGGAAAGGCUGGGGUUGCCCUCUGAACAGACCAGCACAGAGACAGAGAAGGCUGCUAAGCCAGCAGGAGAGAUCCACGUGAAAACACUGGAGGAAAUUCGUCUUGAGAGAGCUAUUCAGAGACAGGGAGAAUCUCCAGCUAAAGCCCAGGCUGAGGGACGUUGUAAAGCAGAAGAUCCCAGCUUGGGGGCAAAACCUUCCCCUGCAGUUCGCAUCAAAACUUUCUCAGGAGCCCUGGCUGAAAAAAAACAGAAGCAGCUGGAAGAAGAGAAGCAAAAACCAGAAGAGUUUCCUACCAAGACAAAAGUUGAGAGCGAGCCCAAGAAGCAGAGCCUACGUGCUCCAUCUGUACCCAGCAAAGUGCAGCUGGCAGAGCCAGCAGGUAAAGCCAGGGCAGCAGGAGGAGUGCAUAUUAAAACCUUGGAAGAAAUCAAGCAAGAGAAAGCUCUGAGGAUGCAGCAGAGCAGAGAAAAUGUGCCAGCUCCAGCAGUACAACCUGAGCCUGCCCCACCAGGGAGGAGGUUGUUACGGAUCACAAAGCUCACGGCACCUGAAAGAGAAGAAAAGAAGAUAGUGGAAUUGAGUAAGCCUCCCAAAGCUGUCUCUGUACCUGCAGAGCCCUUAGAUCAGAGUGCAACUAACUCUAAAGUUCAAGUGAAGAGCCUUGAAGAGAUAAUGAAGGAGAAGAGGCAGCUGAAACAACGCCAGGAAGAGAAGCCUCAGAAAGAAGCAGCUGCUGUGCCAUCUCCUGGUGAAAAAGCAAGUAAGGAUAAAACUCCAGCAUUAGGGAGUCCUGAACCCACCGUGGUUUCAUGGUCAGCUUCUCAACUUGCAAAGAAGAUGUUGGUGAAGUCUUUGGAAGAUCGGGUUGAAAGCCCAGGGAAGGAUGGUGCUGGAUCACCAGGGAAACAAGCAGCUCAACCUCUAGAAAGGAAAGCUAGAACCAAAUCUAAGGUGUGCCUGAAGCCUUUGGAUGGGAAAGCCACCUCCCCCACAAAGCAGACUCUGAAAAGGAAGGCAGCUGAGAGUCACCCCUCUGCUGUGGCAGCUGUGAAACCCUUGAGUGCCACUGGUGGGGACACCAAGGAGCCUUCAGCUAAAAAAGCAACUGUGGCUGUGGUUCCUGCUUUGCCAGAGGACACCCAGGUCUCCACACCUGGGAGAGGGAAACGCAAAAGCAGCCCUGAACUGCACCUCAGGAGCCAGGCAGAGUCUGUGGCACAGUCAGAGGUCUCAAGCUCAACUUCAACUUCUUCACCAGUCGCAGCCAAGACACGUCGGCUGAGCUCCACGGGGGCUGGGAAAGCCCCCUUAUCUGUAGAAGAUGACUUUGAGAAGCUCAUCUGGGAAAUCUCAGGAGGCAAACUGGAAGCAGAAAUUGACCUGGACCCAGGGAAGGAUGAGGAUGAUCUCCUCCUGGAACUUUCUGAAAUGAUUGACAGCUGAGCUGCCUAGUCUUAAAAGUUUAACACAAACACACACAAAAAAUUAAAACUAUGUUGUUGGAUACCUGAAGGUGGAUCCUUUUUCUAGCUGAGGCUUUGCAGUGAGUCUUAAAGCACAGUUGAACUGGUAAAAAUUGGCAGUAUCUGCACUCAGUUGUCCUAAAUUUCCCUGCUGGUCAGAGUCAAGGUCCCAUUCAUCCAUUCUUGUCACUACCUUGGACGUUGAGAAGACAAAGCACUUGUUUAUUUUGGGACAGAGAGAUGCCCAUCUACAAACUGUGGUGGUUGUGAAACUGAUCUGCUGAUUCAGUGAUGUUCUGAAGGCAUAAACUUCUAAAGCUUCUUCUUCCUUCCUCCCCCUUUGGCAAAACUCACCAUUCGGCGCGUCCCAAAGCUUUGGUUUUCUGACUCCUUGGACAGUUGAUUCCCAAAGUCUGGAGUUACUAUGUCAACUCUUGUGUUAUUUAUGAUGCUGUCAUUUUGACUUCAAUCUUGUAGGGUUAACUUGGUGGAAAUGUCAGGGUGGGAGGGAGCAGAACAAUGACAAGUAUUUUGGACCAAACGUGCUGCCAGGGGUGGGGGUGGGGGGGUCAGUCCAUCCAGCCUUACUUUGAAUUAUCAGGGAUAACACGAUAUCAGUGUGAAAAGCAGCAGCUCUAGGGGUACCCUGGAAGCCCCCCUCUCUUUUGUUGGACUGUACCAAAGCUGGGAGGGGUGGGGGGGUUGGGUGCUUUUUUUUGCUGACGUGAUCAGUUUGCUGGGGUGGGUAGUCAGGAUUCCUCUCUCAUAGUCUGCAGUAAAUUGGUAAAUUAAGAAUUGGUUGAAGUGCCUCUUGGUUCCAAGGAUCACCCCCCCCCACGGUCAUCUACUCAAAACUCAAAAUUUGUCCCUCUUGUCUGACCUCCCACGGGGCAGAGUGUGCCUGGGUUGUGCUCUUGGAACCCGAUACUGCUGCAGGACCAGCCCUGCUUUCCUCUUUGCUCCAGCCCUGGGGAUCCUCCUGGUUUCCUCCAGCCCAGCACUUGAGGCUGGAGCUCCAUCUGGAGCCCAACACAGGCUGAAAAGCUUGACCCUGCAGAAAGCAGCCCCCAGGGGUGUAUUGUGUGCCCUGCCACCUGUGAGUGUUCUCCCUGGCAGAUCUAUUUUUGAUCAUUAUGUUACCUUUUUGAAGAACUUUAGUCUCUUCCUGCUUUUCAUUUGUGAAGCUGUUGGGGCCCUCAGGCAUUUGCUGCUGGCAGAGGAAAAAAAAGAUGGGGGGGUUGGGGGGGGUGUUGUUGGGAGUUGGUUGUAAAUACUUUCUCUUCAGAAAACACUUUGUGUGCUUUGAUCAUCCACUGUGAUGUCUUAGUUCCUAGAGGAAAGUUUUGAAACCAAAAUGGAGGAAAAACUGCUGUUCUGGCUCCAGAAGGGUCACCCAGCCCUGCGUCCUGCUGAAGGACUUUUCAUCCCGCUGGGAUUUCUGCCUCACAAACUGGGAAUGACUGCAGGAGGGAGGAAGAGCCCGGGCGAGGAGGGUCUCCCCCUCGCUGCCUCCCUCCUCCUCCUCCUCCUCCUCCUCCUCUGUCAGCAUUCCCUGCUGCUGCUCCAGGCUCUGUCCCUGGGGCCGAGCUUUGCUCCACGCCGUCAUUUCUGUAAAUAUUUUUAUUCUUCCCGUUUUAUAUUUGUACUCUUAUUUAAGGGGUUGUAUUAAACGUAGUCUGGCCUC
Messenger RNA from Apus apus (common swift), 10833 nucleotides. It is a transcript of the gene ZC3H11A, whose product is annotated as zinc finger CCCH-type containing 11A. Gene Ontology annotation, molecular function: metal ion binding. NCBI's taxonomy places the organism in Eukaryota, Metazoa, Chordata, Aves, Apodiformes, Apodidae. The coding region runs from base 6697 to 9129 and encodes 810 amino acids. The record is from RefSeq and is a predicted model, not a curated record. The transcript is spliced from 17 exons.